AUGUCGCUCAGUUUCUGUUCCGAGUUUCAGCUGGGCUUGCAGAGCGUGCUUGCUGCCGACGGCGAUACGCAGUGUCUGCCGUUGGACGCGAGCAAAGAUGAGGCAAAGGGGACUUUGUAUGAAUUCAUUGAUGUUCCACCUGAAGUUUGUGAAGGUUCUGGCGCUGCAGAUGAGGGUUUAGAGCAUUCUUUCGGGGGCACUGCCGCUGCGUGCGGCAGCGCAGCGCGCAGCAGCAGCUCCUCGGGGAACUGCAGCAAGCCGGCGCUCCUCUCCAGUUUGUUUUCCCGCAGCUUGCACGAGUCCGCAAAAGCAUUUAAAGAAUCCAAAUAUGAAGACGUUCUCGAGGAUUCUGGGGAUCCGCCCCACCGCGAGAUCAUUUCGCGUUUCUACCGACUCAAGGCCAUCAAGCACCCCCACCUCUGCGCCUACACGAACGUGCUGCGUUCAAAAAGGCGAAUUUAUUUGGUUUCCGAGUACUGGUCUUUGUCUCUGCAGGACAUAAUCGACUCCUGGAACGAAGAAGGUGCUGCGCAGCCCCGCGAAACUGCCCCCACCGCAGACCCACCGCCAGCAGCAGCAGCAGCAGCAGCAGGGGCUGCGCCGGCGAGCUGGGACCGGGGAAAGCUGCAGUUUCUGGCGCGGGUGGCCGCGGAAACUCUUGCUGCAGUGGCGCACCUGAAUAGCUGCGGGCUGAGCCACGGGCGGCUGCAGCCGCGCACCAUCCGCAUAGACCCGCAGGGAAAUGUGCGGCUGAGCGAGUGGGGCCUCUCUUACCUCACGGGGGGGGCCCUCUUGGCCCCCACUGCAGACUUGCUGCCUCCCUUCUCACUGCUGGCCCCUGAGCAGCUCCUGGGGGGGCCCCAGCUGCUCCAGCUCUGCCCCGCUUCUUCCAAACAGGACGUCUGGGCCCUCGGCCUGCUUUUGCUGCAGGUGCUGCAGCCCCCCUGGGGUGUACGUACACCCGAAAGCGGCCCCCCAAGCAGCAGCAGCGGUGCACCAGCAGCGGCAGCAGCAGCAGCGGCAGCAGCAGCUGACCCGGAACAAGCUGGUAAACGCGAAAGCCCGCAUGCAGACACCGAGGAUUCCCACCGGGGAAGUCUUGCUGCUGCUGCUGCUGCUGCAAAUGGAGAAAAGGGAAAUGACACUCCCGGGUGUACAGACAGCUUCAGCAGCAAGCUGCAGCAAAUCACCCAGCUGGUGCUCUACUGCGGCCUCGGCCUUGACUUCCAAGUCCUCCGCCCGCUGGACCCCGCGCCAGACGCAGCAGCAGAAGCAGCAGACUCGCCCGCAGCAGCAGCAGCAGCAGCAGCAGCCACGGCGCCUACAAUUUCUGCGGUGGGCACGGAACUCUCGCGGUGGCUGCUGCACCGGAAGCUGCUGCUUCUCAAGAUGAUGGCGAAGGCAGCGGGCCCUCCGUGCUUCAUGCUCGCGCAGUGUACAUACACUGCAGCACCCGCCACAGCAGCAGCAGCAGCAGCAGCAGGCGGGAGCGGGAAGCAGCCUUUGCAGCACGUCGCCGGUGCAGCGGAAGCGCCGGGCAGCAGGGAGCCGGUGCCAACCAGUGGUCAUGCCGGAGCAGCAGCAGCAGCAGCAGCAGCAGCAGCAAGAGCUUCUCUUGAAGAAGCUGAGUCGAAGCUGUUUGAAAGCUGCUUAGUGGAACUGGUCAAAUGGCUCUCUGGGGCUUCGCUGUGUCACCGCAGCCACUUUGGCUGCUCCCGCUGGCUGCAGCAGAAAGCAGCAGCAGCAGGCAGCACGCCCGAGGCGCCAGCAGCAGCAGCAGCAGGCGGCAAGCCAGAGGAACCUGCAGCAGCAGCAGCAGCAGAAGCAGCAGCAGCAGGGAGCGAGGCUGCUGCGCGGCAGCAGCUGCUGGAGGAGCUGCAGCAAGUGAAGCAGUUUUUGCGGGCGUGUUUGACUGUGCAUCCUUCGAGCCGGCCGUCUGCUGCUGCGCUGCUGUGUCUGCCGUGGCUGCAGCAGGCGCAGCAGCAGCAGCAGCGCUGGUGUCUGAGGGGCGCGGAGUGUGUGGGGUUUAUAGCGGAGUUGAAGGUGCAGGAGGAGCUGAGCAGGGUUUUGAAAGACCUCGAGGAGGGCGAAGAAGCAGCAGCAGCGCAGCAGCAGCAGCAGCCCGCCUUCCCCUGGCUGCCGCACUCCCGCUGGGGCCCCCGCUGCAGCAGCAGCCUCGAGCUGCUGCAGCGAAACCACAACAUAGGCCUUGAGGAGUUCUUCUACUGGUGGCAGCUGCAGGGCGGAGACGUCCACGCUGCGCUGCUUGCUGCUGGCGCCUUCAGUUCGGUGGGGGCUCUGGCUGCUGCUGCUGCUACUGCAACAGCAGCAGCAGCAGCAACAGCAGCAGCAGCAGCGGCAGCAGCAGCGGCAGCAGCAGCGGCAGCGGCUCGCCGGCGCCCCCUGCUGCAAAGCCGCACGGCGAAACAGCAGCAGCAGCACAAGCAACAGCAGCAACAGCAGCAGCAGAUGGGGCCUCCCAGGGGCCAGAAAGUGUUUGUUGUGGGGAGGGUGGAGAUUUAUUUUCCGACUCUUUUUUUAUUUCGGGAUUUACGGAGGACAGACACUGGAAAGAUGUCCGGCUUUGGAGCGAAGGAGAUCUUCGUGUCUUCGGUGCGGCCUCCGUCUUUGCAGCGAAGGCACUGCCACUUCCUUUACCAGCGACUCAGAGUUCGACUUUUCAAGUCCUUGCUGGCGCAGCUGCCAAAGAGCAGACAGCGCCUCAUGGAGGAAGCAGCAAAGGACGUGCCCCCUUUGCUGCGGCCAGAGAUUUGGGCCGCGGUGCUGGGAGUCAAUUAUGUCGGAGUGCUGCACACCACUCGGGCUGCCUACGAAGAGGCCACUGCUGCUUUAGGGCAGGGGGCCCUCGAGGCUCUGCACACGAGCGAGUUCUCGCAGUACCAUGAGUACCACGACCUGGUGGGCAGCAGAGAAGGGCGGCGGCGGCUGGCGAGUCUGGUGGGAGUGGCGCUGCAGCGGAACUCAAGUUAUGUGUCAGUGCGGGGGCUGGACGCUCUUGCUGCUCCUUUGCUGCUGCUGUUCUACGAGCAGCAGCACGUGGCGCUGAGCUGCCUCGAGAAGCUGCUGCAGGACUUCCAGCAGCACCUGUUUGCUGCAGACAGCGCCUGCUUCCUCCGCCGCCAACUCGCAACUUCCAACAGACUUCUCUUCUUCCUCGACCCUGCCCUCGCGCUGCACAUCAACAGAAUCGGACUGCACUCGGACAUGUACGCGCUGUCGUGGCACCUGACGCUCUUCUCCCACGUGCUGCCGCUGCAGCAGCUGCUGCUGCUGUGGGACACUCUGCUGCUGCAGCCGCCGAGCUUCGUGCACUUCCUCACAGUCUGCGUCUUGCACUUCUUGAGGACUCCUCUCCUCAGCUUCUCCCCCGGCGAAGAGUCCACGGCCAUUCGUUUGCUGCAGUCUUGUUUUGAAUUCGUUAAUGUCCCGGCCCUCUGUGCUGCAGCAGUGGCUCUGCAGAACGCUGUGCCUUGGUCCUUGACUCUUCUGCCCGUUCCCCCCCACGCCGCCGACGCAGCAGCAGCAGCAGCAGCAGCAGCUGCUGCUGCUGCUGGAGCUGCUGCUGCUGGCGUUUCGGAGGCAGCCGCUGCUGCUGCGCCGCCGCGCGGAGGAGCUGCGCGGCUCCCGCCGGAAGCAGCAGCAGCUAAUGGGGCAGCAGAGGAAAGGCCCGAGGGGGACGCUGCUGCAGGAGGUGUACGUACAGCUGGUGGUCCCGGGAAAGAUGCAAAAGGAAUGCAACUGGCGGCAGAGGCGCAGCAGUUCUUCAUUGGAGAUGGAGCGCAGAGCCAGGGGCAGCAGAGUGAGGCGUUUCUGCAGCAAAAAGACGAGUGCAGCACAUCUCCAGACUCCUCGAGAAGCCUCGCAGCAGCUGCCAGCAGCAGCGCGAAGAGCGAAGAAGCGGAAAGCGCGAGAAAAAGAACAAAUUGGAAAACAAAAGCCCUCAUGCGAGUCGUCACGGGCCCCGCCCUCAUCCUCCUGGGGCCUCCUCGAAAGCCCGCUGCAGCCAAAGCUGCACAGGCUAAGUCUGGAGGCGAAGACGCGCACUGCACGGACCCGAUGGACGCCCUUUACUCCAGCGAGCCGCUGGCGCCGCGCUGGUGGGAGAAAAUGAGCGAAAAAGAAUACUUAGAAAUGACUUCUCCGUCUUGGAGUGGAGGAGCUGCAGCUGCGGGGCUGGAGGGCCUCAGCAGUGGGGAGGACCUCGCGCUGCAGCCGCCGUGCAUAGGCGUGGACGUGCUGCUGCAGUUCUGCGAGGAGAGCGUGGUGCUGGACGUUCGCGCCCGCGGGGUCUUCGACGCAUUUCACUUCAACUCCGCAGUCCACGUUGCCCCCAAAGACGCCAGCGAGCUCACUGGCCUUUUGAAAGAAGGCCAGCUGACCCUCCCCGACCCCAGGGGCGUUUUGCUGCAGAUCCAGAAGCUCGGCAGCAGCAGGCCGCUGAUCGGCAAGGCGGGCCGCGCUGCAGCAGCAGCGAGCCUGGAGGCCGCCGAGGGGGCAGCGGAAGCUGCAGCAGCAGCAGCAGGGCCCGCAGCUCCCGACCCGCAAGAACCUGCAGCAGCAAAAGGAGCCCAGGGGGCCCCCCCAGCUCCCCGAAAGCCCUGGAUCUCGCCCACAAUGAGCCGCCUGCCUCUUAUUGUUGUUAUGGGAGACAAAGAAGACACUGGAGCUGGCCUGGCCCGCCGGCUGCUCGCUGCUGGGGUGUCUUGCGUUUGCGUCUUGCUGGGGGGUAUUGACGCAGUGCAGCUCGACGCCCCAAAUCAUUUCCUCACCCGAAAACACCAAACCUAA
Messenger RNA from Eimeria tenella, 4809 nucleotides. Its product is annotated as TBC domain-containing kinase (incomplete catalytic triad), putative. The transcript has 9 exons. NCBI's taxonomy places the organism in Eukaryota, Apicomplexa, Conoidasida, Eucoccidiorida, Eimeriidae. Bases 1 to 4809 code for a protein of 1602 amino acids. Gene Ontology annotation, biological process: protein phosphorylation. The record is from RefSeq and is a predicted model, not a curated record. Gene Ontology annotation, molecular function: ATP binding; protein kinase activity.